Mercurialis annua (annual mercury) is the source of this 2334-nucleotide messenger RNA. Its product is annotated as bifunctional TH2 protein, mitochondrial-like. NCBI's taxonomy places the organism in Eukaryota, Viridiplantae, Streptophyta, Magnoliopsida, Malpighiales, Euphorbiaceae. The coding region runs from base 214 to 1887 and encodes 557 amino acids. The transcript is spliced from 6 exons. The record is from RefSeq and is a predicted model, not a curated record. Gene Ontology annotation, cellular component: cytosol.
UGUUUAAGUAGUCCCUUCCUCCCACCAAACACACCCAUUUGACUUUACCUCUCAAACUCUCCAUUCCAUUCCUUCAGUUAACAGCAAAGACCCAUUCUUUUACAACCGAGUCGACUCACCUCACUCACUCGCCGCCUUCUCUCCCUACAAAAACAAGAAAGUUUUCGUCUUUAUUAAUACCCUUUUGUUUCAAUUCUUGAAUAUUUCAAUAAUAUGCCUGAAAUGGUAGCGCCGGCUGCAAGAAAGUUUCUGUUAAAUUCAAGAACUGAUUGGAUAUUUGCAAAGUACAGUCCUUUUUUUGUCAGUUUAGCUUCUGGGGAUUUGGAUACUGACUCGUUCGUUCUUUAUAUCUCUCAAGAUCUUCACUUUCUUCAAUCUUUUUCCCAUGCGUAUGAACUGGCGGAAGAAUGUGCAGAUGAUGAUGAAGACAAGGAUGCCAUUCGCAAGUUGAGAAAACGCGUGAAAGGCCAUCUUAACAACUACCAUGCUCUUGUCCGUGAAUGGGGUUUUGAACUUCCAGCAGAGAUCACCCCCUCCAUGGCCACUCUCAAAUAUACUGAUUUUUUGUUGGCAACAGCGUCCGGUAAAGUUGAAGCAGAAAAAGUUCCUUGUAAAAUUGUAACUCCUUUUGAGAGGGUAAAGCUUGCUGCUUAUACACUUAGUGCUAUGGCACCAUUCAUGAGGCUCCGUUCCUUUAUUUGUAAAGAAAUACAGUCUCUUCUUGAUCCUGAUGAUAACAAGUGCAUUUACAGAAAGUGGAUUGAUAAUUAUUGCUCUGAUAGCUUUGAGGCAUCAACUGUGCAAAUAGAGGAAGUGCUCGAUAGGCUAAGCAUUUCUUUGACUAGUGAAGAACUUGAGGUCUUGGAAAAGCUAUAUCUUCAGGCUAUGAAACUUAAAGUAGAUUUUUUCUGUACUCAACCCAUUGUCCAGCAAACCAUAGUGCCUUUGUCUCGGGUGAAAACAAUUGCUGAUUCCCACAUCACCAUAUUCUGCGAUUUUGACAUGACAUGCACAACUGUUGAUUCAGCAGCCAUUUUAGCUGAGCUUGUAAUAUUAACAGCACCAAAGGCUGACGUCAAUGGAUCUGAAACCAAGCUCGCUCGGAUGUCAUCAGCUGAUUUGAGGAGCACAUGGGGCGUUCUUUCUGCACAGUAUGUGGAAGAACAUGAUCAAUGCAUAGAAAGCAUAAUGCCUCGUGAAACAGCAAAAGGAUUUGAUUAUGAAGGUCUCUAUAAAGCUCUUGAACAACUUGCAGAGUUUGAAAGAAGGGCAAAUGCAAGAGUCGUUCAGUCUGGAGUUUUGAAGGGCAUAAAUCUAGAGGAUACUAAAAAAGCUGGUCAACAACUGGUUUUUCAGGAUGGUUGUAAAGGGUUUUUCCAGAAGAUUGUCCGAGACGAAAAUCUGAAAACUGACCUUCAUGUCCUUUCCUAUGCUUGGUGUGGGGAUCUCAUUAGAUCCGCCUUCUCAUCAGGGAAUCUGAAUGCUGUGCAAGUACAUUCAAAUGAAUUGGUAUACAACGAAACUGUUACAACGGGUGAUAUUAAGAUGAUAGUAGAAUGCCCAACAGAAAAGCUUCAAACUUUCAGCAGUGUCUUAGCAAAGCAAAGCAAAAACGCUCGCCAGCAUUUGACGAUCUACAUUGGAGGUUCGCUUGGGGACUUACUUUGCCUGCUCAAAGCAGAUAUAGGAAUUGUGAUUGGUUCAAGCCCAAGCUUAAGGAGACUAGGAAUUCAGUUUGGCAUCUCAUUUGUACCGCUAUUCUCCGGUGUGGUAAAGAAGCAGAAAGAACUCGUCGAAGGUACAUCUCACCCCUGGAACCGCGUUCCGGGUGUUCUAUAUACAGUCUCUAGCUGGUCUGAGAUACAUGCAUUCAUUCUGGGGUUAUAAAUUAUGAUAGCACCCAUUAUUUUUUCCAUUCUCUUAGAAUAAACACACAGGGAAAUGCAUAUAACUACAAGAUUAGAUUUAGAGUAUAUGGUGGCUAAGUUUUUACUAUAGAGCCACAGGCUAGCCCUUUUGUUUUCAAAUAGGGACUGCCAUUCAGAACUACUUACAAACAAGAGCCCUUUUUUUAUGUUUUGGAAAAUCUUGUUGGUGAUGAGGUUCAAAAGUUGUUCUUCAAGUAGGAAGAUGGCAUGGCAGACACCAUUAACUUUUCUUUGAAGGAGGUGAAGUUGUCAUUGAUCAUUUGUUUUUUGUAAUUGUAUAUUUUGGUUUGAUGCCAAGAACUUACAUAUGCUUCUAAUUGUUUGAUUUUUUUUUUCUCACUGUUUCUUGAUUUUAUCUAAAAAAAAUAUACGGAAAAAUAAUGAAAAAUUUAUGGUUUGUUGUCAA